Cladocopium goreaui is the source of this 861-nucleotide messenger RNA. NCBI's taxonomy places the organism in Eukaryota, Dinophyceae, Suessiales, Symbiodiniaceae. The record is from the annotation of a GenBank genome assembly.
GUUUGCGGGGAGUGCUGCUUUCUCCAAGGCUAUGUGCAAGCUCGGUUUCACAGUGCAUGCUUAUGACAUUCAAUGGGGACGAGGUGGUGAUAUCCUUGAUCCUAUAGUAGAAAAUUGAAGACUGCUUUAGACAGGAAGACUUUUUCCUUUGUUCAUUUUGGCAUGCCCUGCGAAAGCUGGUCCCGUGCGAGAAAGUGGGAUGGCGGACCUCCACCACUCAGGGACAAUGACAGUUUUCUCUAUGGGUAUGACUAUUUGACUGGCUCCAAUCGCAUCAGAGUUGAACAGGGCAAUGCUUUGCUCAAGGCAACCUUUCUUCUGGCUUUGGCUGCGAUUGCUGCUGGCACUCCAUGGACAAUUGAAAACCCUUUCAGCAGUCGUGCUUGGCUAACUUUUGAGAUGACAAAGUUGCAGGAGCUUGGUGCUUUGCCACAACAAGUGCAUUACUGUCAAUAUGGCAAGCCGUGGAAGAAGGCCACCACUUUCUUAGGGUGGAAAAUUCCCAGCCUGCUUUUAAAACAGUGCGCCGGUUCCUUUGGGCAAUGCUCUGCUUCUGGUCGAAAACAUCUCGUGUUAGAAGGCCGAAAUUCCCAAGGGGUCUUUCGCACUCUUUUGGCGCAACCCUACCCCAAGGACAUGGUUGCCGAUAUUGCUGCUGUUUUGUUCAAACAUUUGCAAAACUUGUAAUCAUUUCCUACCUUUCUCACAGAAUACUCCGAAGUCGGGUGUGGGAAGACAAAUUGAUGGUGGUUGAACCUUUCAUGCGUGGCAUCUUCACUCAGCUUGACUUCAGAUGCCCAUACCUUUCAGCUAUCGCAUUAAGCUUCUCAGACCUGCUGCCUUGACCAAAGGCUCUUGGGC